This is a messenger RNA of Nicotiana tabacum (common tobacco), 1164 nucleotides long. NCBI's taxonomy places the organism in Eukaryota, Viridiplantae, Streptophyta, Magnoliopsida, Solanales, Solanaceae. The record is from RefSeq and is a predicted model, not a curated record.
ACGAGUCGGACCAACCCUUAUCAUUCUCUAGGGUUUUUACUGUAAAAUUCCAUUCCCCCUUCUCCUCUUUCUUCGUUAGCUUUCUAAGUAAACCACAGUUCCAGCUUACAGGUCAUUCUAUCUCCGUUUCUCGAAGAAACUUUUUGAAGAAGUAUGGCGUCCCGUUUUUGGACUCAAGGCGAUAGUGAAACGGAGGACGAAGAGGAGAGUGAUUACGAGCAGGAGGAUGAUGAAGGGCCGGCUGAGACUACCGUAGCAGCAGCUGGGUCAAGAUACCUUGCAGCUGGUGACAGCGACAGUGAUGAAUCAGAUGGACAGAAGCGAGUUGUCCGGUCGGCAAAGGAUAAACGCUUUGAGGAAUUGUCUGCUACCGUUGAUCAGAUGAAGAAUGCUAUGAAGAUUAAUGACUGGGUCAGCUUGCAGGAGAGCUUUGAUAAGAUCAAUAAGCAGCUGGAGAAGGUCAUGCGCAUUACAGAAUCGGUUAAAGCACCAAAUCUCUAUAUCAAAGCUCUAGUGAUGCUGGAGGAUUUCUUGAGUCAGGCCUUGGCCAAUAAGGAGGCAAAGAAGAAGAUGAGUAGUAGUAAUGCUAAAGCCUUGAAUUCGAUGAAACAGAAACUGAAAAAGAAUAACAAGCAGUAUGAGGAGUUGAUUAACAAGUACAGGGAAAAUCCUCCCGAGAGUGAGGAUGAGGCUGGUGAUGAUGAAGAGUCAGAAGAGGAAGAAGAGGAUGAUGAAGAGGAGUUUGAGGAGGACCCAACAAAGAUUGCAGCUGCGUCUGAUGAGGAAGAUGACGAAGAUGAAAGUCGGGAUGAGACAGCGGAAAGCGGUACUGGGUGGGAGAAGAUGCUGAGCAAGAAAGAAAAACUUUUGGAUAAACAGUUCAAGGAUCCAAGUCAAAUCACGUGGGAGACAGUCAACAAGAAGUUCAAGGAAAUUGUUGCCGCUAGGGGUAGAAAGGGGACUGGAAAGAUUGAAUUGGUUGAACAGCUCACCUUCUUGACCAAGGUGGCCAAGACUCCAGCACAAAAGCUUGAAAUUCUGUUUAGUGUUGUGUCUGCCCAGUUUGACGUUAAUCCAAGUCUCAGUGGACACAUGCCUAUAAAUGUUUGGAAAAAGUGCGUGCAGAAUAUGCUUACCAUCCUCGAUGUUUUGACCCAAUACCCA